Messenger RNA from Ahaetulla prasina, 5904 nucleotides. It is a transcript of the gene PCDH20, whose product is annotated as protocadherin 20. Gene Ontology annotation, biological process: homophilic cell-cell adhesion. The transcript has 3 exons. Gene Ontology annotation, cellular component: plasma membrane. NCBI's taxonomy places the organism in Eukaryota, Metazoa, Chordata, Lepidosauria, Squamata, Colubridae. Bases 674 to 3589 code for a protein of 971 amino acids. The record is from RefSeq and is a predicted model, not a curated record. Gene Ontology annotation, molecular function: calcium ion binding.
AUAUAGAUAUAAAAUAUAGAUGAUAUAGAUAUAUACAAUAGAUGUAGAUAUAGAUCUGUUCAGUGCAAUGUUUUAGAUUCAUUCCCCAACGUUCCUUCCUUCAGCCCCUGGAAGUAAAUCUCUUUUUCUUCCAGGUUGGUGUGGAGAAAGCAAUACCUAUUUUGUUGUUGUUGUGUCCAUGUGUUUCUGUCAACUACCGUUCUUGUUUUGGUCUCACUGUCUUUGCGAAGCCUCAGAGCAUGUAAGGCCGGUUUCUAAAAUCAGGAUCAGGCUGGUUAGAUGGGAGCAGAGCCGAACUAUUUCGGGUUUGUGGAAUAAGCAGGGAGGACUCCAAAAUAAAAUAAUCUGAAAAGCAGCUCGGUGCUGUUGCCAGAAAGAAAACAACACAAGGGGGUGUAUAUCAAAUCUAGCUCAAGGGAGUCUUUGCUUUUAUACUGUAAGUCAGUUGGAAGAUUACUUUGCUUGGGAAAAGAAUGUUUCCAGAUUUAAUUUGGGGCCUCCCAACAAAUCCAAUUCUGCAUUAGCAGAAUGAAUGUAUUAGGCAUUAGGGGGAGACGACAGGCUAGAAAUCCCUACACCGAGGGUUGGAGGUUUAAGGAUGGGGAAGUUCGAAUGAGACAAAGCUCCAGAGAACUACAAACAAUUUUUGCAUAGAAAAGGUGACCACGGGGAGAUGCUGCGAUGGUCUGGGGGAAGAACCCUCCAGCCAGGACCGCAUUUUGGGAUGCGCCGCCGAGGGAAUGAGACGCGGCGCAGCUCGCCCCCAACCCUCGAGUCCAGCUGGCGGCGAGGCAAACGGAGCCGGCGGCCGGCUAUGGGGCAGCGAUCCAGCCCUGGGAGGAGAAGAGCCACCGGUCAGAGGACGCUGCCGAACGUCUUCAUUUUCCUGCUUUUCUUGGAACCGUUUAAUUGCUUUGCAAGCUACAGUCGGGCCAGUGAACUCUUCUACAGCAUCAAUGAAGGACUCCCCGCUGGGUUCCUCAUCGGGAAUCUAGCCCAGGAUUUACAACUGGCAGAGGGAGAAGGAAAGGGAAGAUUGGCGAGGAAACAGGAGGCCGACCAAUGGGGGAAGAGUCCUCUUUCCUUCAGCUUUGCCUCCCAAGGACUGGGAAGCCAAUACAUCAACCUGGACAAUCAGACAGGUAUCCUGUGUACCUCAGCGCAGGAAAUUGACCGAGAAACACUCUGCUUGGAGGAUAAUGUUGGCUCCACGGUGGUUUCGUCUUCGUCUUCUUCUCCACUUCCAUCCUCGGAGUCAUGCUUGCUCUUGCUAGACGUCCUGGUGUUACCCCAGGAGUAUUUCCGUCUGGUCAAGGUGAAGAUCGCCAUCCAUGACAUCAAUGAUAACGCACCCUGGUUCCCUGUGCCGCAAAUACACCUCUCCGUGCCUGAAAAUUCACCCGUCAAUACCCGGUUAGCUAUAGAGCAUCCGGCUGUGGAUCCGGAUAUGGGAACCAAUGGGGUGCAGACAUACCAACUCCAAGAAGAUUAUGGGGUUUUUACGUUGGACGUGGAGGAGAAUGAAAGUGGAGAAAGAACACCUUAUCUUAUUGUCAUGGGUGCCCUGGACAGGGAGGCCACCGACCAAUAUGUUACUCUUAUAAUUGCAGAGGAUGGUGGCAUUCCGCCGCUGGUGGGUAGUGCCACCCUCACCAUUGGCAUCGGUGACAUUAAUGACAACUGUCCCCAGUUCAAUGAGACUCAAAUCAGCAUCACCAUCUUUGGAAACUCUAGCAUUGGGUUGCACAUAGCUUCGGUCCAUGCUGUGGAUAUUGAUCACGGAAUCAAUGCUGAGAUAAGCUAUUCCUACAGCCAAAAAGUUUCUUUUCUGUCCCGCACCCUUUUCCGUCUUAACGAAAGUACGGGAGCGAUUAAGUUAUUCAAGAGGAUUACCGGUGACACACCUCUUCUGCAUCGGCUGAGUGUGUUGGCCAACGGUCCCGGUUGCAUCCCAGCGGUGAUAACGGUGUUGGUCUCCAUCAUCAAAGUCGCCAUGAGACCUCCUGAAGUCAUUCCUCGCUUUAUAGCUAACGAAGCAGAAGGGGUGGUUUACCUGAGAGAGCUGGAACCUAUCCACACACCCAUUGCUUUUUUUACAAUCAAGGACCCCGAUGAAAAAUAUAAAGUCGACUGCUAUUUGGAAGGGGAUGGCCCUUUCCAGCUGACUCCUUAUCAACCCUAUCGCAAUGAGUAUCUCUUGGAGACUACCAAGGCCUUGGAUUAUGAGGUGCAGCAGUUGUACGAGGUCUCGGUGGUUGCGUGGAAUACCGAGGGGUUUCAUGUGAAUAAAAUCAUCAAAGUGCAGGUUCUGGAUGAUAAUGACAACUCUCCCGUUUUCUCUGAAGCCUUGGUAGAAUUAUCGAUAGAGGAAAACAAUACCCCCCACGCAUUUUUGACCAAAUUCCAUGCCACGGAUGCUGACAGUGGAGAAAGAGGCCAAGUGUCCUACUUCCUUGGGCCCGAGGCGCCUUCCUAUUUUUCCUUAGACAAAGUUACUGGGAUCCUUACCGUUUCUACCCAGCUGGAUAGAGAAGAGCGUGAGAAAUACCGCUACACCGUCAGAGCUGUGGAUUCUGGCGUGCCCCCACGAGAAUCCAUCGCCACCGUGACCCUCUCUGUGUUGGAUAAAAAUGACAACAGCCCGAGAUUUAUCAACAAGGAUUUCAGUUUCUUCGUACCGGAGAAUUUCCCGGGCUUCGGAGAAAUUGGAGUUAUAAGUGUCACCGAUGCAGACGUUGGGCAAAACGGAUGGGUAGCCCUUUCUGUGGUCAACAGGAGCGAUAUUUUUGUGAUUGACACUGGCAAAGGUGUGUUGAGAGCCAAGGUCUCUCUCGACAGGGAACAGCAGAGCUCCUACGUCUUGUGGGUUGAAGCAGUGGAUGGGGGUGACCCGCCUUUGUCCUCGACGGCUAAAAUCACUAUCCUUUUAUUAGACAUAAAUGAUAACCCCCCCUUAGUUUUGUUCCCCCAGUCUAACAUGUCUUACCUUCUAGUCCUUCCUUCCACAUUGCCCGGAUCUCCUAUCACAGAAGUCUAUGCUAUAGAUAACGAUACCGGCAUGAAUGCUGUUAUCGCCUACAGCAUUAUCGGGAGGAGAGGCCCUCGGCCGGAGUCCUUCAAGAUCGACCCCAAAACAGGCAACAUCACCUUGGAAGAGUCGCUCAUGCAAAACGAUUAUGGCCUGUACCGCCUUCUGGUGAAGGUUAGCGACCACGGUUAUCCAGAACCUCUCCAUUCCACCGUCAUGGUCAACCUCUUCGUCAAUGACACCGUGAGCAACGAGAGCUACAUCGAAAGCCUUCUGAGGAGAGAAUCCGACAUCAAUAUCGAGGAGAAGGAACCCCAAAUUUCCAUAGAGCCCACCCACCGGAGAGCAGAGGCCGUGUCCUGCAUGCCUACUUUGGUGACCCUCUCUAUAAUAAGCUUGAGUUCCAUCAGCCUAGUGACAGGUAUGGGGAUUUAUAUUUGCCUAAGGAAGGGGAAAAAAUACCACAGGGGGGAUGAGGGUUUGGAAGUUCAAAUCCCAUUAAAUGGGAGAAUUGACCUGCAUCGGCUAGAGAAGAAACCGGUGGAAAUUUCCAAUAUCUGAUGGUUUUUCACGGACCCUAUAGACACACCAAAAAAAGACCAACCAUGAUCUAUCUUCCUUCCCUAAACUCUGGAGUGGGUUUUCAACAGCGGGUGUGAUGGAAGACCGCUGGUUUGUAACUUACUUGUAAACAGCUGUUUAUAGGUUUUUAAGAAAAAAAAAAUGAAAGAAAAGAAAAAGAGAAAUUCAUUGUACAGAUGUUUUUUUUAAAAAAACAACAACGAACAAACAAACGAAAAGCUAGCAAACUGACUGUAUAGAUCUGUCACCUGCAUUUCUCGAUAAACCCAGUCAGUACGCGUAAAACCCAAAAGGUAAGAUGAUGACUUCCUUCGUUCAUUAAUUUUUUUUUGACCACAAGGGGGCAUUAUCACCCAUUUUUACAAAUCGAAAAGCUGUUGAAGAGAAAAAAAAAUUGAAAAGAUACAUUUUAAGAUGUAUUGUUGUCCCUCCUCCCCCAUCCUCUGCCGAGAGAAAGAAAAGUAUGAGUUUGAAGUGGAAUGCAUACAUGUUCCAUUAUACAUGUGUGAAAUCGUCAAGGGAGUGGGGGGGGAAACUGCACAGGUAAAUCAGAGAAAAAGUUUUUGUUAGUUCAGUCAAACUUUCAUAGAAUUUCUUGGAAGCCCAUCAUCGGAAGGUGAGCUUGUGCUGAGAAAUGAAAUGUUCACUUCUUUUGUCACUGCAGGCGACUAGCAAAAUUACUCUGGUGGCUGAUCCAUCAUCCCAAAAUGUUUUGAUCGAUAUUUCAUGGAGGCAGUUGAAAAAGGUGUUUCUAUCCAUAGGCACAUGGGACAGAGAAAGGGGUUACGUUAGCUGAUCGCCAGCCUAGCUGAAGUCUUUUCAUUAGCACUUAGCAAUAUUAGCACUUAUAUACCGCUUCACGGCGCUUUACAGCCCUCUCUAAGCGGUUUACGGAGUCAGCAUAUUGCUCCCAACAAUUUGGAUCCUCAUUUUACACACCUCAGGAGGACGGAAGGCUGAGUCCACCCCGAGCCUGGUGAGAAUCGAACUGCUGGCAAUCGGCAGUCACCCAAAUUAAGCCUGCAAUACUGCUUUCUAAGCACUGCGCCACCAUGGCUCUGUCGUUGAUGGACAAUCCCUCUGAAAUGUGCUCUGUGCCUUGGGGUUGCUUUAGUUACAUAUGAUUGGGGUGCGAUGGCCUAGAGGUAGAGCUCUGGCCUCACAAACAGGAAGCUGUGAGUUCGAUCCUAAGUAGAGGCAGAUAUUUCUCUCUCUGGGCACAAGGAGAAUAUAUCUGCUGAGGGGAAAAAUUCCGCAUUGGCAACAGGAAGGGCAUCCGGCCAGUAAAAACUCAGCUCCGUUCAGUUGCCCAGACUCCACCCUGCAAGGGAUUAUGGGGUCCUUAAAAGGGGAUUAUAAGUGUAUGUAGGGAUUAUGCCCCUGAGUAUUCCAAAAUGCAAUCAAUUUAUUCCUCCAUAUAUUUGCUGGUAGUUACACUACAUUCCAUGGGAUUUUUUUUCCCCUAUCAGAAGGAAGACUGUGUAGGGUUGUAUCCUAAAUACAGUAUCACAAGGAAAGUCUGAAAGACCAGUUGCAUUGCUGGAUGCUCUACUCCAUGAAAAUAGUGGACGUUAAUACAGACCCUGGGGAGUGAAUAUCUCUGCACGAGGAGAUCCCUGCACAGGACUGCAGUUCCAUCCGUUGCAAAUAAUGUAGGUCCUUCUGGCUAUGAGUUGGGUUUUUGAAUCCCUCCUUUCAGGAUCGGUAAGCAGCAAUCCACCCAUGACAUUGGGGCCUCUGGUGGCUCAGCAGACUAAGUCUGUCUGUUAUUAACACAGCUGCUUGCAAUUACUGCAAGUUCAAGUCCCACCAGGCCCAAGGUUGACUCAGCCUUCCAUCCUUUAUAAGGUAGGUAAAAUGAGGACCCAGAUUGUUGGGGGCAAUAAAAGUUGACUUUGUAUAUAAAUAUACAAAUAGGAUGAAGACUAUUGCUUAACACAGUGUAAGCCGCCCUGAGUCUUCGGAGAAGGGCGGGAUAUAAAUGCAACUAAAAAACAAACAAACAUUGAUUUGGGGGCGGUCCUGUUUUUGGACGAUGGGGCUGUUGUUCGACCUUGCCGAUCUGCUCCUACAUAUCAGUAGGAAGAUGCAAAAGAGAAAGCAGAGUUUCAGCUCAGCAGCCGAACUGCUGUUUUGACUCUUUUUUUUUUUAACAAUACACCCCCUGGCAGAUGUCCCCAAGUUCAGACAAAUCCAUAGAAAAGAUAGUGCAAAAAAUAUAUAUACGAGAAAUUUUGAGAGAAGGGGGGUGUUUUUGGUUCUUUUUUUGCAGAGACUUAUUUAUUGACUUUUUU